AUUGUCUUGUUCUUCUGCAGGACCUGACAGAUCCCUUGAUGGUGAUGUUUGAGCAGCCAGAAGAAGAGGAUGGCAUGGAGGAGGAGAACACCUUUGAGGUGACGGAGGCCAUUCCUGAUGUUGAACUGUUUGAGUACAAAACCUCCACAAGCUCCAUUCACGUACUCAGUGGGGCAUGGAUAGCCUAUUCCCAUGUAGAUUUCUCAGGGAACCAAUACAUCUUAGAGAAAGGUUUCUACAAUAACUGUGCUGACUGGGGUUCUCAGGACACUCGCAUCUGCUCAGUGCAGCCCAUCCUACUGGCUCCAUGUGAUGGCUCAAAGAUGAGGAAAGAGGUAAUCCUGUACUCUCAGCCAGACUUCCAGGGUGAGUGUCAUAUCUUUGACCACAACCAGGAAGCAGUGCCAGAAAAAUUACAGACCAAGUCCUGCAAAGUGUCUGGGGGAAGCUGGGUGUUCUAUGAGGAUAAACAGUACUCUGGAAACUUGUAUGUCUUAUCUGAUGGAGAAUACCCAAAUUUAACCAGCAUGGGAUGUUCGCCUGACUGCACCAUCCGUUCUUUUAAGGCUGUGCCAAUGACAUUCUCAGUGCCCUCCAUCUCUCUGUUUGGCCUUGAGUGUCUGGAGGGCAGAGAGAUAACCACAGACACAGAGAUUGUCAGCAUGGUUGAAGAGGGAUUCAACAACCACAUUCUCUCUGUCAGAGUCAAUAGAGGCUGUUGGGUGAUAUGUGAACACAGCAACUACAGGGGGCGCCAAUUCCUACUGGAACCAAUUGAAAUCACGAACUGGCCGAAGUUUAGCUCACUGGAGACUGUUGGUUCAAUGUUCCCAGUUAGACAGAAGCGGCAAUUUUUCCGCGUCAAGAACAAAGAGAGGGGUCACUUCAUGUCUAUCCAGGGCGGGGUGGAGGAGGUGAAAUCAGGACGAGUGGUGGUGACACCAGAAGUGGAGCCAAUGAGCGACAUCUGGUUCUAUCAGAACGGCUUCAUCAAGAACAAGUUGUCCCAAACGAUGAGCCUUCAGGUGAUGGGUAACGUAGAGCCGGCAUCCAAGGCGGUUUUGUGGACAGAGACCCGGCAGCCUAUCCAGACCUGGACAGCCCAGAUGAGUGGCCUCAUCACCAGCCUAACUUUCCCUGGCAUGGUCUUGGAUGUCAAAGGUGGCAAAACUUACGACAAGGACCAUGUGGUGAUUAUGCCGGAGAGCGAGGAGAGGCCAAGCCAACAGUGGGAAAUAGAGCUGCUGUAACCUACUAUAAAAAACUUUGCCAGGCCUUACUUAGCGGUGCAUCAACAGUGCUUCUCUUUACAGCUCCAGAAUAUUCCCUAUAUAUAUAUAUACUGGGAACUGUGCAUUUCUAUCCAGUGAUUGAGUGUAUGGUUUGACCUAUUCUAUGUCUUUGACUUUUUCACGUUUAUCUGAUCUGUUAUUUUUUUGUCAACAAUUUGAGUAUUCAAACUAGAAUCAUCAUGUUUGAAUGAUUCCCAGGUCAUGCAAAUGUCCUGAAUAUAGUUGAUGCUCUCAUAACUUUGUUUAUGAUGGAGCAAACAAAGUUUUAAUUUCUUCUGGAAAUUGUUUUCCUGGAGUGAGCAGGAAGUGGCAAACAAUGCUUUAUACAGAUAGGAGACGAAUGAAGCCAAGUGAAUGUGUAGUGUGCAAGAAAUGUAUGCUAUGCUUUUUUUAUUGUGUUUUUUAAAGUAUUUUUGUAUGGGCUGUAUGUAUUAAUAUUUGUUUUGUGGGAAAUGUUGCAGUUAUGUAUGCAAUAUAUCACAUUGCAUUGUGCAGGGCAAUGAAAUGGGUUGUGUGUGUCCAGUUACUCUAUUUCUUGUUGUAUUUUUGUUGUCUUAUGAAUAGUUGUUGUUUUAUGUCAAAUUUGUUACACGGAAAUGUUACCAGCAUCAGCUGUAAUGUUAAUAUUUGAUGCUAAAGAUAUGAUGUUGAAGGUAAGGGAGGGGUUUAAAAAUAUGAAAUAAAAAAUGUUAAAUAAAACAGAUUUGACACAUUGA
Messenger RNA from Micropterus dolomieu (smallmouth bass), 2008 nucleotides. Its product is annotated as beta/gamma crystallin domain-containing protein 2-like. The record is from RefSeq and is a predicted model, not a curated record. Bases 39 to 1250 code for a protein of 403 amino acids. Lineage: Eukaryota; Metazoa; Chordata; Actinopteri; Centrarchiformes; Centrarchidae. The transcript has 10 exons.